GUGUAAGCCACCGUUGAAAUAUUAGCAGAGGUGACUGACAAGUCAAAAACUAAUUUGGGCAACUGCCAUCCGCCUCUACCUUCUUUCUCCGGUACCGGAGUUUUCAAGCAUUUUGAUCUGAUAUGGCAUCUCUCCUAAUAUCAAAGUCCUUGAUAUAUCAUCCAAACAAGACCUUAACUCCACAAUUACGCACCAUUUUCGCCUAUUGUUCACCAAUUAAACAAUUCACUCAUCGCUCAAUCUCAGUUUCUAGUAGCAGAAGUAGCAUCAAUAGUUUUACCUGGAACGACGUCGUUACAGUCUCUCAACCUGACCACAGACCUGGCGAUUUUUCAGAUCUCUCUGGCUUCUUCCACAAGAUUCAACUCUGCAAUCGCGGCUCUGAAUUUCAAUCGAAUUUCAUACCGUUCGUAAUCGAAGAUCAAAUCAUUGGCUACAUACACAAUGAAUUUAUUGAACAAUUAAGGAGGUUUAAAGAUGUUUUUGUUUUUCCUCAAAGUAAUAAUAAUUCCAAUGGAGGCAAUGUUAAUAGUUAUGUAAGUUUACACGAGAGAUUAAAGACGGUAGCAGAUAGGACUAGAGCUGUUGGAGAAGCUAUUAAAUGUUUAGGUGACGAAGAUUUGAUUCCAGGUAUACGAAAUGAGCUUUACCCUGUGGUAUCGUCAUUUGGUUCUCCGGUCUAUUUUUCUUUGGAACGUGCUGCAGCUCCGUAUUUUGGGAUAAAUGCUUAUGGAAUUCACAUGAAUGGAUAUGUUGAAAGAGAUGGGGAGAAAUUUUUAUGGUUAGGAAAGAGAAGUGAAGUGAAACCUACUUUUCCAGGGAUGCUUGAUCAUCUUGUCGCUGGAGGAUUGCCUCAUGGGAUCUCUUGCAGAGAAAAUGUUAUCAAGGAAUGUGAAGAAGAAGCAGGAAUCCCUCGAUCAAUUUCACAGAAAGCGAUACCUGUUGGAGCUGUUUCUUACGUGGACAUUGAAGGGUAUAGAUACAAGAGAGAUGUUUUGUUUUGUUAUGAUUUGAAACUUCCUGGUGAUUUUUUACCUAAGAAUCAAGAUGGAGAGGUUGAGAGCUUCCAGUUGUUACCUGUUCAAAAUGUUGCAAAUGUUAUUAGAAGGACGCAGUUUUUCAAGCCAAACUGCUCGCUUGUCAUCAUUGAUUUCCUAUUUCGGCAUGGGUAUAUUAGUCCUGAAUGCUCGGGAUACUUGGAUCUAUUGCAAAAUUUGAGGAGUGGAGAUUGUUCUUAGGAACAUUAAUUUGAAUUAUGCAUUGAACAAUAACAUUUUUGAAUUCCAGAAAGUGUAUCGUGGACUUUUUCAGAAACAAUCAAUAAGUUGGCGUAUAUUGUGCA
Messenger RNA from Mercurialis annua (annual mercury), 1342 nucleotides. Its product is annotated as nudix hydrolase 20, chloroplastic-like. Lineage: Eukaryota; Viridiplantae; Streptophyta; Magnoliopsida; Malpighiales; Euphorbiaceae. Bases 123 to 1238 code for a protein of 371 amino acids. The record is from RefSeq and is a predicted model, not a curated record. Gene Ontology annotation, molecular function: 8-oxo-dGDP phosphatase activity. The transcript is spliced from 9 exons.